UGAUACGGAGGAAAGUGGCUUUUCACUUUCCUCCUUGUUUGUAAGGUCUGUUUUGGGAUCUGGAGCCUGGAGAUUUCAAAGAGAUCUGGGAGGGAUGAAAUCUCCAAUCCUGGGACCAGGUUUUGGGAAUGACCAUUACACUGAUUGCACAGGUGUGUGCACGGCUCUUUUGUAGGGUCAGGACCAGAGUUCUGGGCUCCACCCCGGCAGCUAGGAGUCAGCAGGGCUCCACCCCGGCAGCUAGGAGUCAGCAGGGCUCCACCCCGGCAGACGGGAGGUCUCUGCCUUGGAGUCAGGUGGAAGCCAGACUAGCUGUGUGCUAGUGGCUAU
This is a messenger RNA of Staurois parvus, 330 nucleotides long. The record is from the annotation of a GenBank genome assembly. Lineage: Eukaryota; Metazoa; Chordata; Amphibia; Anura; Ranidae.